This is a messenger RNA of Brachypodium distachyon (stiff brome), 655 nucleotides long. RefSeq lists its product as uncharacterized. The transcript has 4 exons. The coding region runs from base 100 to 555 and encodes 151 amino acids. NCBI's taxonomy places the organism in Eukaryota, Viridiplantae, Streptophyta, Magnoliopsida, Poales, Poaceae. The record is from RefSeq and is a predicted model, not a curated record.
UCGCGGACAAGUGGACGCGUCUGCAACGCGCGCGUCCAGGGUCCAUACUGAAGAGUGCUAGUGGACUGGAGCAUUCCGGCCCGGCAGAAGCUUGUGGCGAUGCAGGCGCGCGCGUUUCCCCCGUGCCUGCCGAGCGCCGCCGGGCGCAACGAAUUCUUCGUCCCCGGCAGCGUCGGCAAGAGGGCUCCUGCCGUCCGCGUUCGAGCCGUUGACGCACCUUCCGCCGUUGCCGAUCUCCCGCCGGCGGAAGUCACCUGGCAGAUCGUCGUCGGCGCUGUAGCUGGAGUGACGCCGUUCGUCGUUGCAGGGGUAGAGUUCAGCAAGAGAAUUAUCGCACAAAAGAAAUGUGAGAUAUGUGGAGGCUCUGGCCUUGUAAUGAAGAAGGAUCUAUAUGUUCGAUGCCAAGGGUGUGAAGUGUUGCCCUGCUUCUAUAUCAUCUCUCUCAGGUGGUUUUCUUCCAUGGCAAUCGUGGAGAAGAUUCUUCAAAGGCUGAGGAUCAUCAUGUGGGAUGCGGCACCUCGAUCAUCACUAGAACUAAAGGAUGGGAGACUGUAAGACCAAGUGGUCAAUAUUGUACUAUUCAAUUACGUUCUUACCAAACCAGCAUUAAGAAUUAAGGCGGUGCAAUCGAAAAAAGAGUUUCACACUAGCUAAA